Messenger RNA from Penicillium crustosum, 2364 nucleotides. RefSeq names its product putative C6 transcription factor. The transcript is spliced from 7 exons. The record is from RefSeq and is a predicted model, not a curated record. Gene Ontology annotation, molecular function: zinc ion binding; DNA binding; DNA-binding transcription factor activity, RNA polymerase II-specific. NCBI's taxonomy places the organism in Eukaryota, Fungi, Ascomycota, Eurotiomycetes, Eurotiales, Aspergillaceae. Gene Ontology annotation, biological process: DNA-templated transcription; regulation of DNA-templated transcription. Bases 1 to 2364 code for a protein of 787 amino acids.
AUGCCAGGCACCCCUUCCGACAGCGGGAGUAGCCCCACAGACCAAGCGCCAAGGGAAAAAGAUGAUACUCAGGGUCGUGUGCUAGAAGAGGACCUACUUUCGCAAUGGAAUGGUCACGAGGGGCACGAGAUUGUGGCAACCGAGAAGGUGGCUUGUUUGAAUGCUGACCCUAACUGUAGUGUGAUCGUUGCCACCAAGUGUGAUCGCGUUAACCCGUGUUCGCAAUGCAUCAAGACGGGAUCGCAAUGUACCUAUCAGCUAGGCCAGAAAGUCAAGGAAAAGCGCCAACGGGUUCUCAUCUCGAGUGUAUACGAGAGUAGAAUGGAGCACAUUUCGAACAAAAUUGACGACCUCAGCGAGAUGAUGAGACAUCUAAGUCAUGAGCGGUCCAGUAACGGUGGCCCUGCAACGUCAGCUGCAUUGCAACCCCCAUUACAUUCCUCGUUUCGGUCUAGUAAGUCGCGAGUCGCUGCCAGCGGUAACAAAACAGGCGCUAGGAACCACCACCAGCCUUCAAUAGAAGCUGGAGGCAUCGAAUCCACGCUACUCGCCCAUGUCAUCUUUGCAACUAGGUUUCUCCAAACUGUCGUGGCAAAUGACCCAUAUUCGAAGGUCGCUGCUGAAAUGACCUCAGUGCUGGAUGCCCUGCGGAGCACGGUCAACGUUCAGAAGCAGCAGAAUGAAACGCUGGAAGAUUCACCUCCAUUCUCGAAAGCCCUUCCUCCAGGUCUUAGUUUCAGGGAUCUGCCUAUACCUUCCAUGGACCGAAUCCUGGCAUGCUUAAGGAUCGCACACGAAGAGCGGUCAUCCAAUGAGGUCUAUUGGCCUUUCGAGUUUGGAUCUCUGGGCGACUUUACCCAAUACGUCAUCAAGGCCUGCUCGCCCGGACCAGUAACGGAUACGGAGCUGAUAAUUGCCCACUAUGGACUUGAAUUGCUUUUCACCGAGUGCUCGAGUGUCACUGGAGACGAUGCAGUCAAGCAUGAGUAUGAGGCACAAGCACUCAUCUGCAGCGACAGUCUCGAAACUAUCCUAUCCAACCUCCCCUUCCACAUCACUACGAAUAUAGUCUCAGUGUGUGCCAUGUAUAUGGCGACUAUUUACAGCCUCAGACAUGGCAAACCCUUCGCGGCGUGGUCAUUUAUUUCUAGGGCUUCACUAAUGGCCCAGGCCCUUGGGUUGCAUAGCAAGCUUGCCAUGACAACCGAACCAGCAGAAGAAGGGCAGCGAGGAAUACGACUGUUCUGGGCCCUCUAUGUCCUUGAGAAGGCAGUAUCGCUACGUCUCGGUAGACCCUCCACUAUCAGAGACCAUGACAUCACGGUGCCGCGACUGCCCCUCGACCGCAAGAUGACUUCCCUGCUACAUAACAGGCUACCUGACUGGAUCGAGGUGGCCAGCCUCUACGGACGAGUGUAUGACAAUAUAUAUAGCCCGAAUGCGCUGGUGCAGCCAGUCUCCACUCGCGAAUCUCGUACCAGAGCCUUGGCUGCGGAGCUCGAGAGAAUAAUGGCCGCAAGAGUUGAGUUCUAUAAACGGCCAAAUCAGUGGACUAGCCAUGUGGUACAUCCUGGGCCGAGUAGAUUCAUCAUACAUGCCAACAGAGCUAUCGAGUACUCUAUCUUGGCCUCCAUCUAUAGAGGGAUUCCAUCGGGACAAUCUUCUAGCUUGGCGCCUUGUCCAGAAUGUAUCUCAGCUGCAAGAGUCACGCUCAAAGAGAUCGAAGUGUGCAUGAGCAUGCUCGCAGACGCGGCGUUGUGGUCUCCCAGCCUAGACAUAUGGGUCAACGAAAUCAUCCUGUUAGCGCCGUUCAUGCCAUUUUUAAUCCUGUUCUGCAGCAUCGUCGAGACGUCGAACUCAUCUGACUUGGAUCGGCUACGACAAUUGGUUGACAGCUUGCAGUCGAUGGCACAAUCCCCUCGCUAUUCCGCCUGCAGUAAACAACUACGAAUUUUGAAGGCCCUGUAUGACGUUGCCGCGAAGUACGUUGAGGCCAAAGCGAAAGGGCAAUCAGGAGACGUGCCUAGCGAUCCCUUUACCGACCUGGACAUGGACACGUACUUGAACAGCAACACUGUUUGGUUUGGUGCUGAUUCACACUCACCUGGGGUAUCCACGGCACCGGAUAUUUGGUCGCUCAAUGGGACUGAAACGCCAGCGGUGGCUUCUUCUGCUGGAACAACAGAGGGCCAAGGCCAACAAGUCAUGAACCAAGCGUUGAACUUUCAGCCAAGAGCGACUAUGUCGGCGAUGCAACAGCAGAUACCUUAUGAUUUAACCAUGGAGCUAGAUAUGCCAGGGGUCCAGCUGGGAAGAUGGUUUUAUCAGAGUCAUCAAAUGAUGAGGCUCCUGGAUGAUUCUUGA